Messenger RNA from Purpureocillium lilacinum, 1353 nucleotides. RefSeq lists its product as uncharacterized. The record is from RefSeq and is a predicted model, not a curated record. Lineage: Eukaryota; Fungi; Ascomycota; Sordariomycetes; Hypocreales; Ophiocordycipitaceae.
AUGAAUGCUUCAAUACCAUCCGACGAUCCUUCUUCCCGGAGCGGCUCUGAACGCCAGGAGACUCCACGCCCCGCCCCCAAGACCCGUGACAAACACAUCGCCGCCAGUGCUGCGCGCUUCGCCGAGUUCCUGCACAGCGCGGUCCCCACGGCCCUCAUCCCGCCGGAGCUCCACGCCUUCGUCCACCGCGAGGCAAACGCCCGGCUCGACGCGGCGCGAGAAGCCGGCGUGCCGCUCGAGCAAGUCACCAUCGGCGAGGACGGACUUCCCGCGUGGCCGGGCGGCCCCACGUGGGACCCGGAUGCCGAGUCACUGCACGCGCACCUGCAGAGCCGGCUCAUUGACUGGGACGCGGCGCGGGAGCUCGGCGACCUCGUCCGCGGGGAUAUAGUCUCCAAGGGGCGCUUGAAGCUCGCGCAGGCGCGGGAGAUGGGCAUCGCGCUGCGGGACGUUUUCAUCGGGCGUAAUCUCCUGCCAGAGUGGACGCUGGGACAAGUUAUUACCGCUGUUGAUGAUUACGACUACGCUACACAAGGGACGGAUACACAGGACGAGUCGGACAUGGAGUCGGCCACGAUGGGAUCGCGACACUCAUCGGGGGCCACAGCCUUAACGCCACUCACGGACGUGUUUGGCACGCAGUCCAGCGACACGGCCGCGCCAAACAACAGCCCCGUGUCAUCGUGCGAGAGCGACUACCCAAGCGACUGGGAAGACUACAUCGAGCUCGACAACUUUGUCCUCCCGCAGCCCGAGUACGAAGAGCCAGAAGACGACCACAACGAUGGCAACGAUGGCAACGUGGUGCACGACGUGCAGGUCGUGGGCGGCCGGCCCGGCACGAGCGACGAGUUCGAUCUCGAGGUGUACCUCGUCGACGACGACAGCGAGGACAUUGCGCACAUGCCCGAGGUAGAGCUCUUCAUCGACGACGGCGACGCCUACGAACAUCACUAUGGAGCUGACAAGGCGGUGGACGUGGAGCUGCCGGCGGGGUAUCACUUUGUUCCUGCGGGCGUGGAGGAAGCGGACGAUGAGGAUGAGGACGAGGCGAAUUCGUCAUCACCGUCGAGGCUGGCUCGCGCGCAGCCGCUGCCUCUCUUUGACGAUGAAGACAUCUAUGAUGACAGCCGCGUGGCGUCGCCUGUUCUCGGCGUCAUCGAAGAGGAUUCGUCGGAGCAUUCGGAGGAGGUGACGGACGACGAGAACGACGAGGACAGCGGUGAGGGCAAGAAUUGCGAGGGCAAGAACGAGGGCAACGGCAACGGCGAGGGCGACCCUGGAGUAGGCGGAGAGAGCCAGGACAUGCACUCAGCCCAGGACUCCAGCGACGAGGAGGGCAGUGAAGCUUAG